Messenger RNA from Oikopleura dioica, 525 nucleotides. The record is from the annotation of a GenBank genome assembly. NCBI's taxonomy places the organism in Eukaryota, Metazoa, Chordata, Appendicularia, Copelata, Oikopleuridae.
AUGUCGCCAAGAGAAUCGUUUUUGUACAGUAGCGAAGAAAUGGACUUUUUAUCAGCGCUUUCCUGGUGCCUAUCCCAAUCCGCCCGGCUGGUGCACCCUUCACACAUCAACAGGCUCACGAGCAAGAUUCCGAUUCAAGCUUGGGUGGAUGGAAUUGCCCUGCCGAAUUCGACCUUUUCUAGUUCUUAUGGCGGCGUUUUGGACUUUCCGAACUUAAAAAACAACGAAGAGAAGAGUCAGCAAUGCCUGUACAAGUCCGAUUUCACCAUUUUAAAAUCGGCUCCUUGCAGCGAGAAGAAAUUCGCCUUCUGCGACUCGCGGCACUUCAACCUCUUGCAAGCCAUCGACAGCCUGGGCGAGUCUCUUGGGGACGUAGCGCUGGCUCCGGUCGAUGAUUCAAUCAGCGUGCCAGUUCUGGUCAUUUGCAGUGUGAUGGUGAUUUCGAUGGCUUUGGCUGUGAUGAUCUACAUUUACGAAACCUUCUUUUCGAGACGAAAUUCAAAAGUAGCUUACUACCUUAACUAA